GAGGAAUAUUCUCUGGCUAUUCUCAAGAAGAAGUUGAAGAUGAAAAAGAACACCAGUAUGGAAGAUAAACAGAAGGUUCAUGUGUUUUUGGGUGCACCCAAUCCCCAGUCACUGUCUGAGGAGGCCAUGGAUAAAAGUACCAAUCAGUGGAGGACUUUAGACUUUAGCUGGAAUCAAGGAAGGCUAAUGCCCAGGAAGGAAGACACUGAGGGACAGAUACAUAGUCAAGUUGCUGCCCAGGCCAUUAGUAGCCAGAAUCCAAAUACUGAUCAGGAGAAGCAUAGCUUCGCAGUUUCUGAAGAGGGUAACUUGACACUGUCUGAAGAUGAUAUUACACCCUCGAUUAGCCAGUCCUCUCUGAGUAAACAUGCACCUGAAGAGGAUGGCAUGAGCCCCAGACUCGUUACUGAAUAUCUAGACAGCUGCUUCCCCUCCCCACAAGCUGAACCAAGAUCUGACUCUGAUCCAAGUCCUGCCAUAUCUGCAAAGACAGAAUAUCUUUCCACCUGGACCAAGACACAAGGAUUGCUCCUGAAACCUGGAGUAGUUAGGGAGCAUGGUUCUGGCUCAGGCAGCACACUUGGGUCUCCCCAAACACCACCCAAACAAACUCCCUCAGUCUCUUUGGGCUCUCCAGAGCUUUACAGCCCAGAGGUCAGUCCAGGAAAUAGAGGCCUGGGAGGAACCCUGCAGGGGUCAGUGGAGCUUUAUGAAAGUCUGAGCCAAAGGCUGCAGGAAGGUGGUGUGAUUUUGUUACGCACUCCUGAUGGUCUACUGUGCUCUCAGGCUAGUGCAGUGGAGCAGGAGGACAACGUAUUCCAGCUUGGCUCCCCGAACAAAUCCGUGGAAACCUCACCUACUCCCAGCACCUCAAAACAGCCUAAGCUUUCUUCAGCUACAGCUUGGAAGCAGCAGGAAACUGGACGAGAAAACACCCUCCAACUUCAUGGUCCAACCACACUGCUCUCCAGGUGCGUCAGUCAUGGAGUAAGUUACUCUAUCUUGGUUGCUGUGGUGCACCCAUGCCACGUGAAGGAGAUCAGCGUGAAGUCUGGAGCAUCAGCCGGAUCCAGUGUCCCGCUGGCCACGCUGAUUGUCACUGACCAGUCAGGAGUGGAGAUGAAGGUGGUGCUGUGGAGGGCAGCAGCGUUCUGGGCACUGACCGUCUAUCCAGGAGACAUAUUGCUCAUCACAGGUGUGACAGUGCAUGAGGAUAAAUGGCGUGGAGAAACUGUACUACAGUCAUCCUAUAUGAGCCAACUACUGAACCUGGGCCAGAUCACGCAAGGCCAUAAUCCAGAAGCUCCACACAAUGUAAACAUCCACACACUGAGAGCUCUGUGUACAUAUCUCUAUGAGAAACGCCCUCUGCUGGUGUCUCUGCCUCCUCGCACCACGCAGAACCUAGAGUCGAUCCCCUUCGUCCGCCUCGGGUCUCUGCGUCCUGACACCCUGGUUCAUGCGCUGCUAAAAGUCAAACACACCAGGAUGAUUUCAGAUUGGCGCAGUGAAGCCGAGGGUGUGUCCCGGACAGGCAGCGUGCCCAAAGCUGUGUUAACAGUAGAACAGGGGGAUGGCAGACAAGGAGCCGUUGUUUUAUGGGGAACUGCUCUCACCUGGCUACAGCACAUACACACCAACAAGGAUGCAGUUUGGGAACUGCGGUUGCUGUUGGUGAAACAGGAUGUGAUUUCAGGCCUUCUUGAGCUUCACUCCACACCAUGGAGCUCGUGCCAGGUUCUGCACCCAAGCAACCCACAAUACAAAGAGUUCUUCAGCACCGUCACAUCACACAGGGGCAGCAGCAGCAGCUUUGAGGUUGACCUACCCACACUCCUGUCUCAGAAAUACACAGGCGACGUUGAGCUGAGAGUUCACAUCGUAGCGUUCCAGUUCCACAGCAGUCCUUCCCAGGAUGCAGUGCUGCUCAUGGAUGGAGAGACGCCUCUGGAAAGGAUCCUGGACAUUGUAUCUGGUGAUGUCACUUUCACUGGAUGUGGCCUGUGCUGUGCUGAGCUAGACACAGACGAGAAUGGCAUCUACAGACCAUGCUACCCGUGCCUGCCUCAUACGGGAGUACGCCGUUACUACAGGCCUGUAGUUCUCACUGUGAGAGAGGGACAGUGUCAGGUCUGUGUGCAUGUUCCACCUACACUUGUACAGAAGAUCCUGCUUAACACUCCACCAGACAAGCUAAACAAGACUGUAGCUCCCGUGUCAGAGGAGAGAUUUGUUCAGGUCAUUGCUAAGAGGAUCCACUCCAUCCUGUCCACUCCAAGGUCCAGGUUUCAUCUCACCAUCCGCAGCCAUUUUGAGUGUGAUGAAAACAGCAUUCCUAUUGUACAGAAUUUCUUGCUGUUAGAUUUUAUCUCUCAUGAAGCUUGAAACAAUGAACUCCGUGCCCUUAUAUUUAAAGACUUGCCUUAUGUACAGUAUUUUCAACUCAGACCUCGAAUAAAUGUAAUAUGUAAAAAAAAAACAACAACAACAUAGAUCUAGAUUAUUUUUGUGUCAAUGUAAGUAUAAAUUGCACAAAAGCACAGAUUUAUAUAUUAAUCUAUAUAUAUUUUAUACAUUGAUGAUUGAUUGUAACCAAUAAAUUAACUCUGCAUUUGCACUGUUUGAAACAAUUCUUAUCAUCAAUAAAAGCUUCUUGACUUGACAAAUGAAACUCCAAUAUUGGAGUCCUAUAUUUCUGAAAUAUUGUCCUUGAUAGAUAUUUCAUAUUACUGUGCCAGAGCAGUGCAGUCUUUCUUUGCUGGUACCAUUUCAACACACAGGGAAGCAUUUCAACACUAGACUUAGACACUAGACUGUGAAAUCUGCAUUAAAAAGUAACACGAAUCUACUUUCUACAUGGAUAGUGUGGGAAACAUGAUGACUUUAUUAAUCUUUCAACAGCAGAUCUAUCGUUAGUAAUUCAUAACAGUAGUAACUUUACUGUUACUAUAGUAACAACCCACUCACAGGGACUUGUGUGGUAAACCCUCUAUAUAACCAGAUAGAAAACGGAUAAUUGUUUUGCUACUGAGAUAUUUCUUGAGCAUUUUGGAAGGGGUCUCUCGGGUCAGCCCCUUAUGACAGUCACAGGUAAAUGAGUUCCUUUGAUUUCCAGGAAAUACACAGGAAAGGCUUCAGAACAGAUGCAUUUGCAUUUUCUCAGUAACCUGAAAAGAGAAGUGACAUUUUUUCUCUACAAAAAAUGUAGAGAAUCAGAAUCAGUUUAUAGCUGCUAUAAUGUAAGUGAUAAAGGAAACUAACUUUUCAACAUUAAAUGUAACUGUAAAUGGAUAGAAAUUGUUAGCGUUGUCAGAUUUCUCUGGGAUUAGAGGACCCCCACUUUGGGACAUGAAAUUUUUUGGAACAUUAUCAGCUUAGGCAUUGCAUCACACUAACUGUUGUGUUUUAUUCCCUGCUCAAUGCUAAAGCAACACAGUGAUGGAUAUAAAC
Molecule: messenger RNA, 3450 nt
Organism: Hemibagrus wyckioides
Lineage: Eukaryota; Metazoa; Chordata; Actinopteri; Siluriformes; Bagridae
Gene: shld2
Product: shieldin complex subunit 2
Exons: 8
Coding region: 40-2385 (781 amino acids)
Biological process (GO): regulation of double-strand break repair via homologous recombination
Cellular component (GO): site of double-strand break; nucleus
Source: RefSeq, a predicted model, not a curated record